Molecule: messenger RNA, 1046 nt
Organism: Trematosphaeria pertusa
Lineage: Eukaryota; Fungi; Ascomycota; Dothideomycetes; Pleosporales; Trematosphaeriaceae
Exons: 2
Coding region: 263-880 (205 amino acids)
Source: RefSeq, a predicted model, not a curated record
UGCCCUGGCAUCCUUAUUGAGCCUUAUGCGAGAGCCAUGUUCUUUAUUGAUCCUAUUGAGGCUCGUUCAGGACGGCCAGUCUUGCGUGGCCCCCUUUAUCUUCUCCCACGAGGCCCCAAAGCAUAAACUUCUCCUCUAAACCACUUCCUUCAACUCAGCAUCGACAUCCAUUCAAGCCAGUCUUUCAGACACUGCAAACAAGUCGACAGAACUCCAUCUAACUCCUACCACUCAUUUGGACUACAAACCUUCCGUCUUCACCAUGAAGCUCAGCGCCAUCAUCGCCGCCGCUAUCCUCAGCGCCACCGCCUACGGUGCUGCUAUCCCCGACCCACACUGCAAGUUCCCAGGCCAGCCAUGCAAGCGUGAGGCUAUCCCCGAGCCCGUGGCUCUCCCACAGCCCGUGGCUGAUCCUCACUGCAAGUUCCCCGGUCAGCCUUGCAAGCGCGAGGCCGAGCCCAUGCCAGAGCCUGGUAAGUACAAGUUCAAUGGUUGGACUACCAAGGGCCCGCAGCGAUUCCCCGGUCAGCCAGGAUCUACGAAGCGCGAGGCAGAGCCCGAAGCCGGGUACAAGUUCAACGGCUGGACUACCAAGGGCCCGAAGCGGUUCCCUGGCCAGCCCGGUUCUACGAAGCGCGACGCAGAGCCCGAAGCUGGGUACAAGUUCAACGGGUGGACUACGAAGGGCCCGAAGCGAUUCCCCGGUCAGCCAGGUUCCACUAAGCGUGAGGCAGAACCGCAACCGGAGCCCGAAGCCGAUCCCCACUGCAAGUUCCCGGGCCAGCCAUGCAAGCGCGAUGCUGCUCCUGAGCCUGAGCCCGAGCCCGAGCCGAUCCCCGAGCCAAAGCCUCACUGCAAGUUCCCUGGCCAGCCCUGCUAAGCGGCUCGUCGGAACCGUCGACAACGCUCUCAUAAGGGCGCCGAUACUUCACCUUCUUCUUUUUUGAUCAAGUUUUCUUUUCCCCUUUCGACUUCUCUUCUUCCGCCGACACUCGAGCAUCUGGACGAUCCACACCGACAACACCAUUCUUCUGGAUUUUCAUCCG